Messenger RNA from Chilo suppressalis (striped riceborer), 3093 nucleotides. Lineage: Eukaryota; Metazoa; Arthropoda; Insecta; Lepidoptera; Crambidae. The record is from the annotation of a GenBank genome assembly.
GCAUUGUUUCCCUUGCCUUCCCUGAAAAGGGAGAACUUAACAAAAAAAAAAGGGCUGUAUGGACUCAGAAUCCUUUGCCCGUCCCAACAGGGACAAAUUAACCAAAAAAAAAAAGCUGUUCGGCAUAGGUUAGGUUAGUGUUAUUUUUUCUGAAUAAACGAUUAUCGUGAAUGAAUUAGCUUUGAAAUUGUGCAAAACAUACGUGAAUGGAAGAUAUUUUAAGGAAUACCUGUUGUUAUUACAAUGUGCCACGUCGAAAUGUUUGAUAAGCUUGAAAUCAAUUUUAAAUAACAGUAAUACACAAACAACAACAGUUAAACUAAUAUUGUUAAUCAUGAGUUCAAGAGGAUUAACUAAGAAGGAGCUUGAAGAGUUGCGGAAAAAGGAAGAAGAAGAAGCAGCAGCUCAUGUAUUCAAAGAGUUUGUUGAGACUUUUCAAGAAGUCCCUAGUACUACCUCGAAAGUUUGGGUGAAAGCUGGCACAUAUGAUGCUGGAGCUCGAAAAGAGGACACGUCGGAACGUGGCAAGUUGUACAAGCCGACUUCCCGGUUGGACGAGAAGCGCGGCGUGAGCGAGGCGGACAUCGUGCGCAGCCUGGUGGCGCCGCGCCCGGAACCGCCCCGCGUGCGCGCCAAGCAACGCUCCGGGGACAAGAAAAAGAGCAACUUGGAACUGUUUAAAGAAGAACUCAGACAGAUCCAAGAGGAGCGAUCCGAGCGCCACAAGUAUAAAAAUGUUUUACGCGAGAGAGGCGCUUUGGGCGUGGAACCUGCUCUGGAUACUAUACCAGAUGUGGGAUCCUACGACACCGGGGACCCCAACACUACCAACCUGUACCUCGGAAACCUCAACCCUAAGAUAACGGAGCAGCAGCUCAUGGAGAUAUUCGGUCGGUACGGGCCUCUAGCCAGCAUCAAGAUAAUGUGGCCGCGCUCGGACGAGGAGAAGGCGCGCGGCCGGAACUGCGGUUUCGUCGCCUUCAUGUCGCGCAAAGACGGCGAGAGGGCGCUGCGGUGCAUCAACGGCAAGGAGAUAAUGAGCUACGAGAUGAAGUUAGGUUGGGGCAAGGCGGUGGUGAUCCCGCCCGUGCCCAUCUACAUCCCGCCCGCCCUACAGCACCCUUGCAAGCCGCCCCCGCCCUCCGGCCUGCCCUUCAACGCGCAACCGCCCAAACACCUCAUCAACAAGAUACCUCGUGUUCGCAUCGGCGACUACUACCCUAAUGAUCCUGAUGAUCGCAAAGCAUACGAACAGAUAUUGUCGCAGUCUAUAGUGAAAGUUGUGGUGCCCACUGAAAGAAACGUGUUAAUGCUAAUCCACCGCAUGGUGGAGUUCGUGAUCCGCGAGGGCCCUAUGUUCGAAGCUAUAAUCAUGAACAAGGAGAUGAGCAACCCCUUCUUCCGGUUCCUGUUUGAGAACCAGUCGCCCGCGCACGUAUACUACCGCUGGAAGCUAUUCUCCCUGCUGCAGGGGGAUUCCCCCAAGCAGUGGGCGCUAGACGACUUCCGGAUGUUCAAGGGUGGAUCAGUAUGGCGUCCGCCAGUAAUGAACCUGUAUACUGCGGGCAUGCCCGACGAAUUAGUGGAGGAGGAUGACGCCAAGGAGAACAUACGAGGAACACUCUCCAACAACCAGCGGGAUCGCCUGGAAGAAUUGAUCCGCGGUCUGACCGGGUCUCGGGACAGCGUAGGCGCAGCGAUGGCGUGGUGUUUAGAGCACGCAGAAGCUGCGGGCGAAGUGGCCGCCUGCAUCGCCGAGUCGUUGGCUGGCGAAAACACCGCGCCGCACAAACGCAUAGCCCGCCUCUACCUGCUGUCGGACAUUCUGCACAACGCCGGCGCUAAACUUACCAAUGCCAGCGCCUUCAGAGCUGCGUUCCAACAGCGCCUAGUGGAGAUAAUGCGUCACAGUCACAGCGCUUGGGCGGCACUCAGCACGCGCGUACAAAGGGAAGGGUUCCGCGCGCGAGUCACGCGCAUACUGCAGGCGUGGGCCGACUGGGCCGUUUACCCUACCGAAUUCCUCAUGCACAUCAACGACGUGUUCCUGGGGAUGGACAAGGAAACGACGGGCGAUGUCGGGACCGGGGUGGGUGAGGGCGGGCCCGGCCCUGACGAGGUCGGGGCGGGGUCGGAGGGCGGGUCCUCCCCGGGCUCCAGUUCCUCAGCCGAGUGGGCGGGAGCGCUAGAUGGCGCUGCUUUACGGCGCCUCGCUGCCUCCCGGCGGCAACAACCUAACCCUGAGCCGGAUAUCGACGGCGUACCGGUGGACGAGGACAUCGACGGUGUUCCCCUGGAGAUCUCGGGCGGGGUUCAGUCCCCGGUGGCAGGGACAGGGUCGGGGGCGGGGCUGGGUGGCGCGUUCAUCCCGUCGCGGUGGGAGAGCGUGGAGCCAUCAGCCGAGCCCCCCGCCGGCCCCGACCCCGCCCCGCCCCCGCCUUCACCGCCGCCCGCACCCGCUGCACCCACCCCGCCGCCGCCCAAUGACAGUACGAUAUCCGGCGAAGAGCAGUUGUUAUCUAGAGAAACUUUGCGGGAAAUCGAAGUGCGCGUACUGAAGUACGCGGACGAACUGGAGGCCGGAGCCCGAGCGAAGCGGCCCGGGCUGCAGCCGCACCAGCAGAUACACCACUACCGCAGGAAACUCAUCAAGAAGGCGGCAAAGGAGGCUCGCGCGGCACGAGAAGCAGAACAGGCACGUCAAUCCCCCUCCCCGCGCCGCCGGUCCCCGCCCGAAGACGACGCGUACUCAAUAUCAUCCAAAAAGUCGAAGAAAUCCCGAGAGCCCUCGUUAUCUCCACCACCGAAGCGUUCAAGGCAUCCGGAAAGGAAGUCGCGUUCAAGAUCAAGGUCUCGCGACAGAGAGAGAGAACGAGAGCGAUCACGCGAGCGCGAGCGAGAGCGAGAUAGGGAGAGGGAGAGAGAGCGCGAGCGUGAGAGGGAGAGGGAGAGGGAGCGCGAGAGAGAGCGGGACAGGCGACGACGAUCGCCUGCCACGCCCCCCGGCCAUCAUCACAGGAAGCACGCGAAACACGCUAAAUACAAAUACUGACUUUACAGCUUUAAGUGUAAAUAAAACGUAUGAUACAGUAC